AUGCUGCUCGCAGUGUUGCUCGCCUCAGCGGGGCUCCUCCUCUCGCCGAGGCCACUGGAGAUGCACGCGGUGGCGGCCGCGCCGCGCGCGCUCGCCCCUGCGAUGGCGCACCACGUCAACGACAAGGGCGCCAAGAAGCACAACUCGUGCCGGCCGCGCAAGUCGCGCCCCUCCGACCGCAACCGCACGCCGCCCAGCUACCCGCCGCUGCCCGAGCCAACCGGCCCUGUGCUGAUCGGCUCGUCCGAGGGCCGCAUCGAGACGGUGACCAUCUCGGCCAAGCUGACAGCGGCGGGCGCGGCGGCGCCGGAGAAGAUUGUGUUUCGGGGGGCGGAGGUGACGGCGACGUUGGCCGCCUGUGGCCUGGAGGAGGACGCCUCCAUCGAGGCCACCGUCUGCAAGGCCGCGUGAGCGGAGGAGCGUGCCGCGUCUUGCCUGUCGUCCUCCCGCUGGCCACCUCUUCCGGCCACCUCCCCGCCACCUCUGCUGGCGCUGUGCCCAGUGCCUUCGGCGCUGGCGCGCGCGAUGAUCACCCUGUCGUCUAUUUCGUGUACACAACUCUAACCCU
Molecule: messenger RNA, 568 nt
Organism: Emiliania huxleyi CCMP1516
Lineage: Eukaryota; Haptophyta; Isochrysidales; Noelaerhabdaceae
Exons: 2
Source: RefSeq, a predicted model, not a curated record